Molecule: messenger RNA, 4758 nt
Organism: Conger conger (European conger)
Lineage: Eukaryota; Metazoa; Chordata; Actinopteri; Anguilliformes; Congridae
Gene: pnpo
Product: pyridoxamine 5'-phosphate oxidase
Exons: 7
Coding region: 360-1268 (302 amino acids)
Biological process (GO): pyridoxine biosynthetic process; pyridoxal 5'-phosphate biosynthetic process
Molecular function (GO): pyridoxamine phosphate oxidase activity; FMN binding
Source: RefSeq, a predicted model, not a curated record
CCUACCCCCGAGAAGGGGCGUGGCUACAGCGGUGACCAGUUGAUGUCAAUAUUGCUAGAGCGGUUACGCGAUAGAUUCAUGAAAAGUGAUAUGAUACAUUUACUAUGCAUGCGCAAUCAGUAAAUAUUCGUUUACAAUGUAGAAGCAAACUAACUGUACCAUUCGAAAUCGCAUUCGCACAGACGAUGUAAUCUAGAGGGGUGGGUUAUGAAAUGAGUGAGGUUACGUCAGGUAAUUGUUCAGCGGGCAUCAAUUUGGCGCAGUCAACUGCGCACAGCUACUAACGAUAUCAUGUGGAUCGGUAUCUUCAGUAGUUGCUUAACCUAUUCGUAAAUCUGGUCAUUUACAGAUCUGUCUUUAUGAGCAACGUCUGGACUGAAUUGGUGACUUGUGAUACAAGUGUCUCACUGAGUUCAUGCAGAAGCAUGAUACGUGCGCUCUUUGCAAAUUGGCGAUAUACACAAUUACAUUUACGCAACCUUGUUACAAUAUUGGUCCAAACGAACACAGUUGCACUGCCAGCUGGCAGAGAGACCGGCCGCUUGUUCUUCUCCAUAAAACCAACUGACACUACAGCUAUGGAUCUGAGUGACAUGCGGAAGAAAUACAAGGGAGACGGAGAGUGUUUCGAAGAAGACCAGCUGGUUUCUCUGGAUCCAAUCAAGCAGUUUGGUAAUUGGUUUGAUGAAGCAACAAAGUGUCCUGAUAUAGGCGAGGCCAAUGCUAUGUGUGUCUCCACAUGUACAAAGGAAGGUUUUCCAUCUGCUCGUAUGUUGCUUCUGAAGGGGUUCAGUAAUGAAGGCUUCCGCUUCUUCACUAACUACGAGAGCCGAAAGGGUAGAGAACUGGAGAGCAAUCCUUUUGCUUGUCUUGUGUUUUACUGGGAGCCACUAAACAGACAGGUGCGCAUUGAGGGUUCAGUGGAGCGCAUCCCCUAUCAGAGCUCCUGUGACUACUUCCACUCCCGGCCCAAGAGCAGCCAGAUUGGUGCAGUUGUUAGCCGGCAGAGCACCAUUGUCCCAGACAGAGAGUACUUGAGACAGAAUAACAGGGAGCUGGAGGAAAAGUACAAGGACAAAGAAGUCCCCAUGCCAGACUACUGGGGUGGCUACAUUGUUAAGCCUCAGGUGAUUGAGUUUUGGCAGGGCCAGACCAACAGGCUGCACGACCGCAUCGUGUUUAAGAAGUUGAAGGACGGAGAGGUCAGCACGGGUGAGAUGAUGCACCAAGGGGAGGGGGGUUGGGUGUACUACCGGCUGUCCCCCUGAGCGCGGUCAGACGGAGGCCAGAGCCGCAGCUGGGGCCAGGGCUGGAAAGCUGUACCUUCAUCACUCUCAAUCACGCUGCCUACCAAUACGUUUUAGGACAGGGAAGUCUUUUUCAUCAUGUUAAGCCUUUUCAUCAUUUUAGGGAAACCUAGGAUUGGUCUAUAAAACGCUAAACCUCUAAUUUGUUUAGUGGCCGGAACCAAAUUGUUAUCAGUCUUAUACAAGCUGUUUAUGUGAUGUGGCUCUGAAAUGUCCAGAAAGUGUUGCCUUUGAUUUUCUUCCUUUUCUGAGAACAUUACAUGUCUUGAGAAACCUUAAGUGCCCCUGAAUUGAAUUAAAAAGGAAUUUUUAACUUGGACAGUGGUACUGUGCAAUUUCUGUUCUUUGUGCUCUAUACUCCAGCACAUUGGAUUUGAAAUGAAACGAGGACCAUGAGGUUAAAGUGCAGACUGUCACCUUUAAUUUGAGGGUAUUUUCAGCCAUAUGGGGCCUAUGUCUCUUGCCUUUUUUAUUUUUAUUACUUCCCUGCCUCGUAAGGGCUUCUUUAACUUUCAUUGCACAACUCUGACCCUCACGGUGAUAAAUGGCCAUAACAGACCCGAAAGGUAAUCAAAAGCCAAGAAUCAAAGCUAGAUAAUGGAAGCUUUCGUAUACCUUUACUAUGGAAGUUAUUGAAUACACUUGACUAAUCAGAUACAGCUGAGUGGCCAAUUGUCCAAUUACUUUUGGUACGCAUUUUAGGGAUGGAAUUCCUACACGGAUCACCCAAUAUGUAUGUAAAUACCCUUAAAUUAAUUGUGGCAGUCUGUAUUUUGACCUUGUGUUUUUGGUUUCAUUUCAAAUGCUGGAGUACAGAGCCCAAAGAAUAGAAAUUGUACCACUGCCCAAAUACUUGCAGACUGCACUGUAGAUUGUAAUUACAAUUAUUUUAUUAUUCACAUGCUGCUUAUGUACAUAUGCCCGUCAGGUGGUGCCAUCUUGAUUACCGCCAUGUUGUCCUAUUACUGAUGGGUUUUUUUUCAACAUGUGUUGGGCGUUUGAUCAUGAUCCCUUAUCAGUACAGUUCUCCGUUCUGUAUUCUUUUGUCUUUUGCCCGUUCCCCUAAUGAUGUGCUUCUAUUUCACUUUCUCACAAGCUUUAGUGUACAGCUCCCAACAAGUAAUUUUCCCUAACUUGCAGAUAUUUGCAUUUUUUAUUAGCAAUAACUGUAUGGAAAUGUUCAUGAAUUACAAUAUGUUCUUCAUUUUUUGACUUUAUCCGACACUGAAUUUUUUAAUUAGGAGUGCAACUGCUGUCCUGCAUAAGGGUGUCUGUCAAAUCAAUAGUGUAUUAAUGUAAUGUUGAUUUAUUUUGUGUCAAAUCUGCUGCAUGCCAUCAGAUAAGCCUUUAUUACAGUAUUUUUUUAUUUAUUUCUUGCUCCAGGAUAACUUUUUAAUCCACCAAUUUUAAUUUAUAAUUGUGGAUAUUCAUGGAAGGAAUUCCUGUUAAAUGCUUUUUUCACAUGUAAACAUGCAAAAUGCUUUGCUUGUGUGUACAGGUACAAUACAGAAAUAUCAAUAAUCAAUAUUUGUCUAGUCAUAUUGGCCACUUCCAAUACCUCCCUCCCUGUUUUAAGCACAAAUAGAACAAAUGCAAAGUGCAACCAGGUUUCCAUGUUAAUGGAAGAAAAGGAUGAGCACCCAUGUGAAAUUAUGAACGGAGAAUGUAGAACAUUUUAUGACAAAUAUGACAAGUUGCUCACAUUAUUAUUUAGUGCAUAUUAUUUAGAACUACCAAAUCAAUAUAACUUUGUAAGUUUAGCUUGUGAAAAUGAUAAAAGAUAAAACAUUUUUAAAAUCAGAUUAUUAUAAUUAGCAUUAUAUUUUCACUUAAUUUACAACAUCAGUGGCUCAUGACAAAACAUAGAGUACAUGCACAUUAUAAUGGCCAUAAUCCUAGUUUACGGUAUAUACAGAUAUGACUCUGGUAUUAUAGUUUAAAGAGGAGUCCCUAACUAUGUCUACACACCCACUUGAGAAUCUAAGCCAUGAUGAAGCAUAAAUGUCAAUGCUCAUAUUCUCUUGUUGUGUAUGAAAGCACCCUAAUGUCUUCGUUUAGUUUCAGUUUGUCCUGUGUUGUUAUUGUGUCUGCUUGCUGACUGGUUUAGUCUGGAACUUACCAACCACCUUACCAGUCAUUAUUUUGCUGGUGUAAACUCGGGUUCAAAGUCUUGAAUGUGUUACCAUGUUUCACUCUGAGAAUGCCAUUGUUCAAUCCUGUUUUGGCACGAAUUAGGAAUCUGUGAAAGUGCUGUGUUCACUGUUAGUUGCCCUGGAGGUCAAUUUAUAAGCAGUCCUGUACUUUAUUUCAGACCAUGCUGUGAAAUGUGUCUGUGCCAGUUCAGUAUUCAGUGUUUGUGGAUUGAUCACAGUAGGCUCCAAAACUAAAAUGGGUGACCAUGUCCUUUCAAUUAAAAUGAAAGCUAAGUUUAGUAUGGUUAAGUAUGCAGUUUUUAAAAGUGGUUGGAGUCGGGUCAACUAUGUCGCACAAUAAUUGUUUAGAGAGAAUGUGAAAGUGAGUGAGUAAGUGAGAAAAUGAGUAAGACUUUUGAUGAGAAGAUGGGUGGCAUGUCUUAAAUCAGAAUGUAAUUGUGUAGUGUAUAUACCUAAUGUCUUUUUAAUAGCUAUUUUAUGAAAAUGGUUAUAUGGUAUAUGAAUAAAACUUUUCUGUACAUUUUGUACUUUUUGUACUUUACCAGUAGGUGGCGGCAUCAUGCAAAUCAAUAGUCAUUGGGGAGUCCAACACACAGGUUCUCUCUUAUCUGAUAUUAACCCUCGCUAACAUUCUUUUACCCGACCAUACGCUUCCAGCUGAACUAGACGAAAAUCUAUGGACUCCGGCAUCCAUAGCCCUCCAGAAUUUUAUCGACCCUUUCAACCUGCAGCAGGGCAGCCAAUACAAAGCCCUCAAAAAGGUUCUCUGUUGGGGCUGCAGGUCUGUUUGUUCUGCCUCAGGACAUUAUUGACUAAAGGUGAGCUCAUUAUUUGGUUGUUCCAGGUGUAAGUCAUAAUGCAAGGCUAAUUUCAGGACUUUGCCUCCCAGAUACUGGAGCUGCCCAUCCCUGCAUUGUGGUGAAAUGCACCGGUCUUUUGUUAUUGCUUUCUGUGGACAUGUACAGUAGGUGGGCAGCUGGGCGACAUCAUGUUUGCUGUGCCUAUUGUACAGUAUACUGUUGUAAUGUGUUGUGUAGCACAGUGCUGUUUUGCUGAAACAGGUACAGGAUAAAAUAAAAAAUAUUAUAUUGCAGUCAUAUCAGUUCACUCCAAUAAUUGUAGAAGAAACGGUAUUUCAUAUUUAUCCAAUAUCUGGCAUGCAGUGAAUGUCUCAAAUGAAACUGUUAUCUUGGUAAAGUGCUGUUCAUUUCCAAUGCUGAGUAUGAAAAAAGACAAACUUAACAAAGCAACAAGAUUUCAAUAAAAUCAUGUAUUUAUUUAUAAAACACAUAAAAUUG